Musa acuminata AAA Group (dessert banana) is the source of this 955-nucleotide messenger RNA. Its product is annotated as PRA1 family protein B2-like. The record is from RefSeq and is a predicted model, not a curated record. Gene Ontology annotation, cellular component: Golgi apparatus; endoplasmic reticulum. Gene Ontology annotation, biological process: vesicle-mediated transport. The transcript has a single exon. Lineage: Eukaryota; Viridiplantae; Streptophyta; Magnoliopsida; Zingiberales; Musaceae. Bases 78 to 755 code for a protein of 225 amino acids.
GAAGUUGACACCCAUAAGGGAAGCGGUCUCAAGAUUCCUCGAACCCGAUCGCCUCAAUUUUCACCCAAGUCUUAGCGAUGAUGUCCUCUGCCCCUUCUCCUCUCCCCGUCUUCAACCCACCAUCCUCCACCGCCGCCCCGGGCGCCCCAGUCCCCGCCGCAGCUGCGUCUUCAGGGGCCCCGGUUGCAACCCCGGCCUUCCGCAUCUUCCUCUCCCGCCUUUCCGACUCCAUCCACCGCUCCCUCUCCAACCGCCGCCCUUGGUCGGAGCUCGCCGACCGCUCUGCCUUCUCCCGUCCAGAUUCCCUCGCGGACGCCGCCUCCCGCGUCCGCAAGAACCUCGCCUACUUCCGCGUCAACUACGCGGCUGUCAUCGCAGCCGUCCUCGCCAUCUCCCUCAUCACCAAUCCUUUUUCCCUCCUCGUCCUUCUCUCCCUCCUUGCCGCCUGGUGCCUCCUCCUCCUCUUCCGCCCCUCCGAUCAGCCGCUCGUCAUCAUGGGCCGCACCUUCUCCGACCGCGAGACUCUCGCCGGCCUUGUCCUCAUGACUGUCUUCGUUAUCUUCCUCACCUCCGUCGGGUCGCUUCUGAUCUCAUCCUUGGUCGCCGGUGCGGCCGUCGUCGGUGUACAUGGGGCUUUCCACGUCCCGGACGAUCUAUUCCUCGAUGAACAGGAGACAGGCGCCGCUGGAGGGCUCUUAUCCUUUCUUGGCGGAGCCACGGCGGGCCCCGCCGUCGUCGGUGCUGCCCAUGUGUGAUAUGCCGAUUCGAAGCUCUUGGCUGCGAUGAGGUUCUUUUUAUUGCGUUCUUUUUCUGUAAGUAGGAUUUAUUAAAAAAAAGAAUAUUUCAUCGAUCUGUUCUAGGGUUUCUUCGAGCUAUUACUUUUGGUCUAUAUACAUACAUCAGACUAUAAGUUGUUAAUUUCUUUGGUUAUGAUUGCUUACAGUACUUUGUACCA